AUGGAACUACAGGAUACUUAUUAUAACAAAUCAGAAUAUGUUGAAACUGCUUCUGGAAAUAAAGUCAGCAGACAAACUGUACUUUGUGGAUCUCAAAACAUAGUAUUACAUGGUAAAGUUAUAGUUCAAAGUGAUGCAAUUAUUAGAGGUGAUCUAGCAAGUGUAAAGACUGGUAGAUUCUGUAUCAUUAGUAAGGGCUCUGUUAUCAGACCACCUUUUAAAAAGUUUAGCAAAGGGGUAGCAUUUUUUCCACUACAAAUGGGUGAUCAUGUGUAUGUUGGCGAAAAUACAGUUGUAAAUGCUGCUGUUGUUGGUUCAUAUGUUUAUAUUGGUAAAAAUGUUGUAAUAGGUAGAAGAUGUGUAUUAAAAGACUGCUGUAUGAUAGAAGAUAACUCAGUACUACCCGCAGAGACAGUGGUGCCUUCAUUUGCAAGAUACUCGGGCAAUCCAGCAAGAUUAAUCACAACUCUACCAGAAGCAACUCCAGACUUAAUGACAGAGUUUACUAAAAAGGAACCUCACCCCUUACUUAUGUAUGUAAAUGAAAAUUACUCUGAAACUCCAGCCAAUAACAUU
This is a messenger RNA of Brenthis ino (lesser marbled fritillary), 576 nucleotides long. The record is from the annotation of a GenBank genome assembly. Lineage: Eukaryota; Metazoa; Arthropoda; Insecta; Lepidoptera; Nymphalidae.